Messenger RNA from Felis catus (domestic cat), 4980 nucleotides. RefSeq names its product chromosome C1 C1orf167 homolog (gene CC1H1orf167). Lineage: Eukaryota; Metazoa; Chordata; Mammalia; Carnivora; Felidae. The record is from RefSeq and is a predicted model, not a curated record. The transcript has 22 exons. Bases 544 to 4872 code for a protein of 1442 amino acids.
CCUGUAGCCCACGCCGUGGGCACCUGCGGCCACGCUCGCGACUCAUGGAACCGCCCGCGCGCGCCCCGGGCUCCGCGAGUUCUCUGACGUCCCCGCGCCCUACCCGCCUGGGUCGUUAGCCCUCGCGGGAGGUCCCCUCCAGGUUCAAACCGGACCAGGCGGAGGACCUGAGGAAGACAGACGCCCGGAGGACGGGUCCCAGAGGCCAGGAGCACUGACCACCGGCACCCUGCUGUGGGACCUUGAAGGCAAGAGCUCAGCAAAGGAGGAACCAGCAGAGUGACUCCCUUUGCGUCUGGUUCGAUACCCAGGAGGGAGCAUCCUGGAGUCAGGGAAGCAAGGGGUCCCAGGAAGAUGAGUGAGUGACAACUGUCCUGCUGUUGCUGCUGCCUUAAGAGAACCCAGGGCCGGCCAGGGGUGUGAUGUCUCGGGGAUCACCUGGAGGAAAGCAGCCUCGGGCAGGACCUAUCAGAUCAAACAGGCCAGACCGCUGGCCUUAGUGUGGACCAAGGACGCCUCCGCCUUGGCUUUGCCCUCGAAUCCAUGGAGCUGAGACACGACGCCAGCCGCAAGGAGAACGUGCCCCCCAGGCCUGCGACGCCCCUGAGGCCAGGCAAGAGGCUUGAGCGACGGAGAUUUCCGAAGAGCAGAGGUGUCGGCCAGGGCAGCGGACAUGGCCGGUGGGUGCGCGAGUGCCCGGCUGAGAGGGAAGGGCCUGCCACCAUACGCUCCCCAGGGGCAGAGCGGCGCCAGGAGCCCUGCCGGGUCCAGACCAACCUGGCCGGCGCAAGCCUCGUCCUGAAGGAUGCAACUGGCCGGCUGGUGAACUCAGGCUUGCAACAGCAGAGCAACCUGCAGACCCCGGCCGGCAGGCCCCAGGGGAGAGCCCGAGAGCUUGUCGUCCAGCAGAGUAACCUGAGCAUAAGGGGGACCAGCUUGGCCGAAGGCAGGAGUCACCUCAGCCCCCGCCUCCGCUCAGAGCUUCAGGGCAGCUUCUGGCCCCACCCGAUACCCCAGGGAAGCCCUCUAUCCCGAGCGUCACUGGCUAACCCACCCUCCAGCCUGAGACAGUCCCGGUGGCUGGGCACAGACACCCCCUGCCCAGACGUCCAGCCCGCUGCAGGCUUCGCCUUUCUCAGUGGGCACACACUUCCAGGCUCCGGACCCUGGUGUGUCCUGGGGAACUGGCCCCCUAGGCUCAUGGGGGAGCCCCUCACCCUGGAGGACCUGACUGUCCCGGUCCAGAGCCAGGCUCGGGCCCCAUCCCAGACUGCCAUCCACCAGCUGCUGGCCUCUGUGCGACACCUGGAGCACGAGGUAGCCCGUCUCGGGUGCCGGGCCUCCCAGGAACCCCCAGGCCCUGCUCACCGGGACCCCUGGACCAGCAGUGGCCGGGCCCUCCCUGCCCACCGCCAGCCCGGCCAGCCUGUUCUUGCUUCCUGGGAGGGGAGGGAGAAACCCGUGCGAGGCCUCAGGGAAACUGCGGAUUUCCCAGGGACACAGGGGGCCCAGGCUGGCCUCUCGGGCGGUCGGGCAAGCAGUAAGCCUGCGUCACCGGAGGCCACGCUGAGGAUGCCGACAGGGGAUUUCCUCGACCCUAAGCAGGGGGCCCUUCUGGCCAACCCCGCGAGGCAAGGAGAGAACUUCUCCCCGGGGCCUACGUAUGGCAGCAGGCCGAAGAGGGACCCCCGGCUCCCUCCAGGGGUGGGUAACAGGGAAGCCAGACCCUGCUCUGCAGCUUGCUCCGGUGCUGCCCGGGGCGGCCCACCUGGGCAGGAAGGAAGGGAGGUGGCCCUGCAGGAGCUGGUCGGCAAGGAGGAGGAGAGGACAGCUUCCUGCCCACCAGAUGCAGCCCCAGCAAGGAGCGCCCUGCAGAACAAAGCCCGAAACGUUGGGAGCCUGGAGUCCGGGACGGCCCGAUGUUUCAGAGCCUGGUGGCAUCGGGUGCGGAAGCGACGGGCCGUGGCUGCGGCGGUGGCCCUGGGCCGCCGCCGGCUGUUGUGCAGGGGCCUGCGGGCGCUUCGGUGGGCACUGCGGCUCCGGGAGGCCCAGCUGGAGGUGGCAUGGAAGCGACACACUCAGGCCCUGCUGGCCCAGAGCUUCCGAAAGUGGAGAAACCAGACUCUGCAGCAGAAGCAAAGGCAGCCCCGCGUCCAGGCUGGGCCGGGAUCCCCACCGUCUGGGACGGGCCAAGGCCAGAGCCCCUCAGGAAGGGAGCCAGGGGCAGACCCUGCCUGGAGAAGCAGUCCAGGGAGUCAGAGGGAGGAGGCCGGAGCCUGGCCGGGACCAGAUGGAGGCGAUGGAGAAGUACAGAUGCUUCAGGCCUUGCAGCAACUGGCUGGCUUCCUCUUAUGGUGCCAUCAGAAGGAAUGGGCCAGGCAGGAGAGGAGGGUCCAGGGAGAGGCCUCCCGGGCCACGCUGAGGACUCAGAGGAAGGGGAGACCCCCCCAGGCCUGGUGCUCUCAUGCUGCAGACGCACCCAAGAUGGCCUCUCUGGACACCCAGCAGCAGAGAGCCUGGCUCGGCAGGUGCUUUGGGGCCUGGCAGCAGUUUGUGCAAAGAGGGGCCCGGUACCGGGACCGCCUGGCUCACCGCCGGGCCAGGACCCUGAGGAUAUGUCUGCAGCAGUGGGUGCGAAUGAAGCAGCUCCAGGCCUCAGAUGGAGCGAAGGUGACCCAGCUGUCCCUCUGCCGGCAGAAGGCAGGGAACGUGGCCCUCUGCAGCUCAGCCCCUGGCGUGGCCACAGCCCAAGGCCUGGGGACGAUGGCCCAGGUGCAGGGUGGCAGCUCCCUGCGGGAAGCCUGCCGGAGACUGGCCCUCCGCCGGGCGCUGCUGCUCUGGAGGACGAGGCUCUCCCAGCGUCGGAAGGCUGACUCCUUCCUCCAGGGCAUGCGGCAGCAGAUGAUUCGGCGUAUCCUGAAGGGCUGGUGCCUGAGGGCCUGGGGUCCAGGCACCCCAUCAGACAGUGCCAGGACCACCUUGGCCCCGGAGCUCCUGGGCAGCAUCCCGGGCGGGGAGGACUUGCUGGGCUGCAGCACACCCCGAAGCUCACUAGAGAAGGUUUCCGGGGCCCCCACCCUCCUGGAGACGCUCCGGCUGAGCUUUGUGUGGGCAGCUGGGCGGCAGCAGAAGAGGCGGUGCCUUCUGCUCUGGCACGUGCGGGCACAGCAGUCCCGGAGGGCAGCGAGGUGGCACCGGUGUACUCUUCGGAGGCGCAUCCUUCUAGGCUGGAGCCACUGGGCAACAGCCCAAGGGGCCCAGAGAGAGCUGGCUGUUGGCUGGGCCUGGGAUCGGAGCUGCAGGGCCGCGCUGGGCUUGUGGCGGCGGCGGCUGGCGCAGAGGCUGCAGGCGGAGCGGUGCGUUCGGGCCCGGGGUCGCACACUGGUCCGGGGCGCCCUGCACCGCUGGCACGGCUGCUGGCAGAGGCGGCAGCUCCUGCACGAAAAGUACCAGCAGUGGGUGCAGGUGCAACUCCAGGGCCUGAGGAGGUCCGUGUUCCGGGACUGGCGACGGGCAGCAGCUCAUCAGAGACGCACAGCGGCCCCGCCAGAGCAGCCCCUACUGCAGAGCCAUUUCCAGGCCCCGUGUGGAGUUGCGAGAGACACAGCGGUGUUCCCAGCCACCAGAGCCUUCCGGGAUGGCCUGAGAAGGGCCCUGGGGACCACAUUUUCCAUGUGGCGGGAAGCCGGAGCAGCCAAGGCCUGGGCACAGGAGCAGCACGUGGCCCGGGUCCCCGUGGCCCACUGGAGAAGCCGUGCACGGGGGGGCCCGACGGACCAGCAGCUGAGGAGGGUCCUAGAGGCCUGGGCCCAGGCAGCAGCCAGGGCCCGUGUCCAGGGAGCCGCCAUCACCCAGUUCCGGCAGGCUGCGUCCAGACGCCUCCUGUGGACCUGCUGGGCCCAGUGGCGGGCAGUGCUGCUCAGUGGGCAAUUGGAACCACAGGAGGCAGAGGCCCAGGAGGCCUGCCCGGUUGACCACAGGCAGCGGCCCGGGGUGGCCAGCAGAGGGCGCCUCCUAGCACUGAUGGACACUCCAGCCCCGUGGAAGCAGACCCACCGCUGCAGGACGCGGCCCAGCCCAACGCGGCACCACGGCCGCGGUGGACCGAAGGAGCAGAGAGAGACGUCCUGGGCUCAGAGUAAGGAGACCUGCCCCUGGGGUCCAUCAUCUCGCAGGCCUGGAAAUCAGCUUCCGGCAAGGUGGCAAAUCCGUUCUGUGUACUUAUUCUUUAUUAACCUCUUCUUUCCAGGUGACAGAGAGCCUCCCCUCUGCCGUGCCUUCCAGGUCCAGCUGCAGUGGCCCGGACGCACCAGCCAGGCCCAGGGCCCGCCGCCCGGAAAACCAGGAGGGGACUGCAGCUCUGAGGCCAGUGUCCUCAGAGGCCAAGGCAUGGCCGCUGAGAGGCAGCUAGGGAGGAGAUGCCUGCGGCGCUGGCACCUUGAGGCCUUGCUUCGCCGGCUGCAGGGCUCCCAGCGGGCCAGGUGCCUGGCGGCAACAUGGCAGCACUGGGUGGACGCUCAGGGGGAGGAGCAGCUGGCACGGACGCUGCUCAGGCAGUGGCACCUGAAGCGGGCCUGGCGCGUGUGGCGGCGGCGAGUCGUGCGGCUGCGGGCGGCUCGGCGACUGCAGCAACAGGAAGGCGGCCGGGUCCUUUCCCAGGCCUUUGAGAAGUGGUGCCAACAGCUGGCAGCCAGGGGCCGGAAGAGAGGAGCCACCAGCAGCCCGGUACCCCCUGAGCAAGGCGGGCAUCGGGACCCUGGGAGCAGGCUGGAAGCUGCUGGGGUGGACGUGGGCGGGGCAAGGGGCCCAGCUGCAGCUGCGACUUGUUCCCAUGGAAAGAAAAACAGAACUGUGCCCAGCCUUCCUAAGUAAGGAGCCACGUCCCACCCAUCCGGGGAGUGCAGGCUCAAGCCACCAGGCGCUCAUCCACAGCCUGGGGACAGAGCUCUGAAGGACAAUAAAACACCCUCCUUGGUCCUA